UUUUACUUUGCUUUUUUUAAUUUCUGUUCUUUUCUCUGGGACUCUCUAUGACGUUCUUCUCUUUUUGUGUCUUCUAAACUUUAGCAAUCCCACAAGCAGGCAUAUGUGGACAUAUACACACAUAGGGACACAUAGCUUACACACACACGUUGGCAUUUCUUUCCUUCAUUAUCACUUGGGUUGCAUUUUCCACAUUCUUCCACUUAUUGCAAUUUUGCCUGACUUCCCAACCCCUGUUGUGUGUUCAAGCGUGGGCAUAAUCUGAGCAGCAAAGUUAGAAAGCCGGGAAGGAUAAGGAUUGGGAAAUUGACAGAUUGAUGGAAACAGAGGGAAAGAAACUGGUAAUGAAAGAGAAAGAGAGCUUGUGAGUGGGUGUGUCUGGUCACCAAUGUAGUCUGCAACGUCACACGGAAUAAGAUAAUCACCUCCCUCUAAUGAUGCGGCUGCUCAUCGCCGGGGGCAACCGCAGCCCACUGUGGUCUGAUGUUGACAAUCAUCACAUGCACGCACGCACACACAUACCAGACAUACAUCAAAACACUCACAAGCGUGACAGCCAAUUAAUGAGAGGGACGGGAGAAAGAAAGAUUCGGAAUUACGACAUUCCUCAUUGUCAAAACUCUUAGCGCCGCUUUGCUCCUAUCCGCUAAUUAGUGUCUAGUUGUCCUUCUCUUUCUUUCUUUCUCUCUCUGCUGGGUGUGCUUGUAGGUCUGUUUGACAUCUACAGUGCAGUCCUGGUCUUUGCAGCUUUUUUCCCCUUCUAAUUGGUAUAAGCUGAAUAUACACGUGUCAGAAAAUGGAUGUUUAAAUUCAGGCACAGUUUCCAGAAGGGCUUUGUCGCAGUUGUGUUUUACAUCAGAGAACAUGUAUAUAAGGGCAGUUUGUAGCAUUUAUUUUGCACUGGAUGUUUUUGUUGUCGUAUCCAUGCCUUCAUGCUUGCUGGAAUGAAUGUCCAUACAGGUUAUGUGGGUUUAUAUAUGUGGCAAAUAUGUGCAGCAGUUACCUAGAGACUCACAAAGCAGCUGUGACAGUGCUGGCCUUUAGCGAAGCUCUAUGUGAUGGAGUGUUUUACAUGCUCCCCUGAUAAGGUGAAUCUUCAAUCAAAAAGCAAUGCAUUACCCCAAUAUGAAACUCAAUGUGUGGUUCUUCUGUGUUUGUAUGUGUGUGUGUGUGAAUCACUGACGUUUCUCCCUUCCUCACUUAAAGGUCACAGGAUCACUUGCUUUAACAAGACAUGCAAAUAAACACACACACACACACACACACACACACACACACACACACACACACACAUUCACACUGCAAAUGGCUGUUUAGAUCAAGACUGACUCCCCAACAGAAGAGAUAUGCAAGCAAUCAAUUUUGAUGCUUGUUAUACUAUAAUUAGACACACAAACCUAUGCGCAUUAUGCAAACAGGAAUAUGCAAAUUGCAGCGGAGGCAGCCAGUCCGUGACGAAUGUUACGCCCAGUGGUUCCGCUGGUGCGCACAACGACAGGUUGAUGAUGAUUUUAAGAUAAAUAAACUCAGCUUGUUUGUUCGUCACUUUUUCUCUCUCUGUCUUUCAGUUUAAAUGAAAAAGAUGUAUUAACUGUAAAUCGUGAGGAUAGCUCAGCAGGUAAAAAAGCAAAGACAUAUUUCCCUCUUCUUUUUUGAUGCUUUCCUCUCCCUCUUCCGCUCUGUCUCUCUCUGCCUCCUUCUUAAUACUUGUAAUGGGGCUGUUUGAUGGUGCACUUUUUGAUUAUGUGUCCUUUUCCAUGAACAGCAUCUGACCACAAGUGCUGUGUGUUUCUUUGAACGGCUGAAUUUUAAACUCAAUUAGCACCUGUGCACACAAAUACACACACAUACGCGCAUGUGCAAGCACACAAAAGCCAGCUUGGUUUGCACUCACACUGGGCACUGGCACAAAUUAGACUGUGGAACACACAUACACACAUACACACACACACACAUCCAUGCACCUGAGUGGUGAAGCUAAUUUGCCCGAGCAGACCUGAGUGAAAGGAAUAAUGAGGCUUUGAUGACUUCACUUGCAGCGACUCGUUCCACUGUGACAUCAUCUGUGACCUUAACAUGACCCCUACUCUUUGCUCUGAUUCAUUCACCCCCCUCCUUCUGUGGAAAACUGCACCUCUGAUUGGCUGAACUCCACUGCAUCAGAUAAAGUGAAAUGUGGAAUACCAGUCAAGCCAUUUGUUCGACUGUGAAUUGGGAUGUUGUUUCAAAGCCAAUGUAUAUUCAGAGAUCAGAGUAGAGAUGUAGGUAGAUAGAGGUAAGCAGAGGAAACACUUAGCUGCAUAUGGGACCAUUGAGAGGAUAUCUGAAACAGCUGAUGCUCUUUUGUGAAAAAGAAAUCUAAAGCACUCUCUGUUUUUGGGAAGUUGGUGGCAUUUUUGCCCUUUAUUUGAUAGUGACAGUUGCAGAGAUGGACAGGAAAGGCGGGAGAGAGAGAUGGGAUGACAUGCAGCAAAGGGUUGGGAGCGAUCCCAGGCCGGUGCAGUAAGGACUCAGCCUUAAUGGUACGAGGUCUACCUUUUUUAUUUUGGACCCAUGCAGCUUUGUGGUUAGAAAAUAUGGUUCCAACUGUACAUGUCGGUGCAAAAACUGGGAUUCACACUCGAUGUUAAACUGCUGGUGACCUUGAGCGGAACCUGAUGCUGUGGUUUCGGAUGAUGCUGUAAACCCCAGCUGUAACCCCUGUGUCGUAUUACCAAUAGUCUUCCACUAAUGGACAUAUUAUUCAUUGCCUUGAGUCUGUCUCUCUUAAAUGACCUCUCUGUGUGCAUCUAAACGCACACAAUUGCAACUGCACACAAUUACGCACACACAAUGGGGCAAAACAGCAUGCAUCAUUCAUUUCUGUAAUCAGUGCGCCGUCAGUAUAUUUGUCUAAUGAUCCAUAAUGCAUUAGCAAGCUUGGAAUUGGGUUUCGGUUGAAGGGACAAAGGCGAAAAAUUACAUUUAGAAAUUCACACAUGCGUAUGCAUGUUCAACACCCACACAUAUACCAAAUCUUUUGCAGGUCUGACUGAGAACAUUGAGAAAGAUACUGAUUGUUUGGAUGCUCUGGGGCAUCAUUGCUGCUGCCAUAUUCACCAGUGGCAGUGGAAUGAAUUAAUCAUAACUUUAGUCAUUCUCCAAAUCGCCCGCCUGUGACUACCGAAUAACGGAAGGCAAUAUGGGGCCACGUUGAACUCGACAAAUUCAUUUUCAGGUCGUUGUUUUUGCUCUGUUGUUCCUCAUCAUCCUAUUCUUGUGACCUAGGAGAGACGAGCAAUUUAGAGAAAAGGAUAGAGGAAUAGCAGUAAAUUGAAAGGUGGGGCACAGAUUGUGGGUGAGGAAAGAGGAAGGAAGCAAAGAGAGGUUUAAGUUGUACAAGUGGAAGGUAGUGAGAGGGUAAGAGGAGUGAGCAGGAGAGGGUGAGAGGUUGAUUGAGAGAGAGUGAAGGAAGAAGAAACACUCCUUUACUGUAUCCAGCUGCUGCCAAGGAAUGGCCUAAUGAGAACCAAGGGAUCCUUAAGAGGGCCUAACGCUCCAAGCAAGGGAGCCGUAGCAUAAGCCAGGCAGUCAGGGGAGCUUCUUGUUUCGGGACCAACAGGCACAGCCGCACAUUUUCCACCACAUUGCAUCUUCAGGCACCGCCAGGGAUUAUUUUACAGGUCGGAGCUUACGGGGAGGGGUGCUUUUCCCAUGAAAGAGGGAGGGACGUACUUUAGAGAAAUGAAAGACAGACAGAGCUAAACGCUUCCUGGCAGAGGGAUUGAGAGCAAGUUAUUUAGCCGGCCGUUUCUACCUGAAGACAUGGAGCACCAUUUCCUGAUGAGACUGUGGUGAGACCGGUGCAGCCCUGUCACGCCCACAGCGCCCCCUUUCGGCCCGGACGGCCCACCACGCCCCGGCGCCUGUGAAAGGGUACCAUGUCAGCCGUAGCAUGUCCCAGCAUUCCUCCGGUGGUGGCGGAGGAGGCCCCUGCCACUGCACACCUGAGGACUGUGACGGCCUGGGAAGAGACUACUACCAGGGUCACAGUGAUGGCCACUAUUACCCCACAGGAGGUCCGGCUGAGGCCCUGGCGCUCGAGAGGCACCAUUCCCACUCCCACUCUCAUAGCCACUCUGGAGGGGGAACCUUCCCCCGCUCCCACCCCAGCCAGCACCCACCUCUCCAGUCGUUUGACUCUUGCGAAGAGUGCCUGUCCUCAGGCCACGGAGGGAAAAUGCAUCGCAUUCCCCCAAACCUGAUGGACCAGUUUGAGAAGCAGGUGCCCUUUCAUCCCGAUGGCUUCCACACACUGCAGUACCAGCGCACCACUAGUGGGGGUGCUGAGCCACGCAGUGAGAGCCCCUCACGUAUCCGCCACCUGGUCAACUCUGUGCAGCGCCUCUUUGCCAAGUCCCAUUCCCUGGAGGCACCAUCCAAACGGGAGUACAACGGCACAAGAGGAGGUGGGGACUACCGUGGUGAGAGAGGAGGAGGCCACAGGAGUGGAGGGGAGGAUGGUGGAGGCCAUUACUCAGGCCACCAGCCUCGCUCUACCAGGAGGAGCAAGUCUCGAGAGCGUAGCAAGAGCGGAGACUCACGGCACGAGUCGGGCAGACGCCAUCGCAGCAGGACAGCAGGCUGGUGGAGCUCUGACGACAACCUUGACAGUGACAGCAGCUUCCUGGUCAGCGGGGGCAGACGGGGGUAUCCCAGCGGACACGAGAGCCUAGAUGCAGCCAUCCAGGAGCUCACCAUGAAGAGGCCCAAGGAGCGUGGUGGUGGGCCGGGGCCUGGGGAGUGCAUGGCCUGCACCACAAUGGCUCUGGCUGGCGGUGAAGGAGGGGGACACCAUGGGCACCAUGGCCACUCCCUGAAAAGGAGCACCUGGUCAGCCAUGACAGUGAGUCAAGCCAGGGAGGUGUACCCUUCCACCAGGGGAGGAGGCUACGAUAAAGCCCUUGUGCCUGUGGAGAGUAAGAUGAAGGAGAGGACCUUCCACUACCUACAGUGUUUCUCCAGCUGUCAGAGUUUCUCUCUUUCUGUCCCGUCAGAAGACUGGGGAGGUGGAUAUGGCGGUGGUGGUGGUGCAACUGACAGCGGUGGGGAGAUUCCAUGCCGCCGCAUGCGGAGCGGCAGCUACAUCAAGGCCAUGGGCGAUGAUGACAGUGCUGACUCAGACACCAGCCCAAAAGCCUCGCCUAAGUCCACCCUGAUCGCCCAGAGGGAUGCCUUUAGACGAUCUAUCAGCAUGGAUCAAAGGUACUCAUGUAAGCAGUGCACAGACUCCUACCCCAACAGCCGAACCACACCCAAAACCCACGCCCGCUCUCGUAGCUACACCCGCUCUCUGACCAGCUCACAGCUGGGAGACACGCUGAACCGUCAGUUUGAGGCGGUGUGUGAGACCAUGUUCGGGGAGGUGGAGUCUCAAGCCGUCGAGGCCCUGGAUCUUCCAGGUGUGUUCCGCACUCGCAGCCACAGCUACGUCCGUGCCAUCCAGGCCGGCUGUUCCCAGGACGACGACUGCCUCUCCGUCUUCUCCAUGUCGGGCCCCCAGGGUAGCAUCAAGGGCGGGGCCGUCUGUCCCUUUUUCUUUCCUUAUCGUAAAGGUGCUCCUCCCCCACUCCCACCUCGCAUGUCCAAGUCUUCGCUCUUGGUGCGAGCCCAGAGCAGCACCGAGUCCACCCAGGAUGCCUACUUACAGAGCAGCGGACAGUUGGCCUCAAGCUCAGGCUCCGGGCGGCCUAAGCUGCAAAGCAACUCCGUGGACCUGUGCGGCUCCGACGGCCCCUCUGGUCGCUCCUCCAGAGGGGGUUACUACACCGCCACGGGCCCUGGACGUUCCCGACAGCACAGUAACUCGGCAGAGAGCCUAGAUGGGGUCAGGGGUUCACGGGAGCUGGUGCCCUACGGAAGUGGUCCGGGAGUUGGGGUGAGGGCCAAACACAGCAGCUCGGCUGACAGUCUGCUGGAGGGGCCACCGAGGCCGGCCAGGGAGAGAGACGGCAGGGUCGGGGGCAGCCUGGGGAAGUCAGCCUCUCUGCCUCAGAACAGCAUAGUGCUGAGUAAAGCUGGGGGGCAGGACGAAGGACGUGGUGGAAGAAAGUGGAGGCCAUCCAUAGCUGUGCAAGUGGACAGCUCAGAGACUCUGUCAGAUUCAGAUGCAGAGGGCAAAGCUCUCACAGAGGUCCACUCUAUAGGAGUCCAAGUGGAAGAUGACAAAAGGCGGGCUCGUUUCAAACGCUCCAACAGCGUGACGGCGAGCGUGCAGGCCGACCUGGACCCUGAGGGCUUCCCGGGGCUCAGCAUCGCCGUGCCAACACAGGACAAGAGUCUCCAGUUCGGCUGUUCCUUCCAAAGGCACUCGUCAGAGCCAGAGUCAGCUAGCCAGUUCACAGAGUGCCAGCGCACCGUCCACACACAGGGACAAUGGGCCUACAGAGAGGACUUGAUCCAGAGUGGCUAUGCCACUGAGGCCUGCCCAGCAGACCCACGGCCCCACCAGCACCCACAUUUGCCUCCACGUUCCCACUCCCCUCUGCCCAUCACCUCUGAGAGAGCCUGGGCAGGGACGCCGUCCCUGGAGGGCCCCCGGAGCCUGCCCGACUCGGGCCGAGCCUCACCCUGCAUGAGAGAUGGAGAGUUCUUUUUACGGCUCCUGCAGACAGAGGUGGAGAGGAUGGAGGGCUGGUGCCAGAACAUGGAGACAGAGGCAGAGGAGAACGAACUGCCAGAGGAGAUUCUUGAGCUGAUUCGAAAUGCAGUUGGCAGUGCCCAGAUGCUCAUGUCUCAGAAAGUCCAGCAGUUCUUCCGCCUCUGCCAACAAAGUGUGGACCCAUCAGCGUACCCCCAGCCCACCUCUCAGGACCUGGCAGGCUUCUGGGACCUGCUCCAGCUCAACAUAGAGGACGUCAGGGUCAAGUUUCAGGACCUCCAGAGGCUCAAGGACUCUAGUUGGAGACUUCCACCUGAAAAGAAGGAGGAUAAGAAGCUUCCUCCUCCCUUACCAAAGAAGCCAGCAGGCGGGGUGAGUGGCAGCCUCCGGGCCGAUAGCGUCGGGGAUGGGGGAGCCGGAGGUGGUGGCUCGGGGGGCCUGGUGGUGCCUCGCAUGGGUGGACACACCCUACCUAUCAGGGAGAAGUCCCUGGACCUCGGGGACCGUCAGAGGACAGAAGCGAGGAGGAGGCUUCUGCAGACCAAGCGUACAGCCUCCUUCAGGCAGAACUCGGCCACAGAGAGCGCAGACAGCAUCGAGAUCUACAUCCCCGAAGCCCAGACUCGACUCUGAACACAAGACUGAGGUGUCUCUAACUCACCUCGUCACUUACCCUCACCCCUCUGUUGACCUGCACGCCAAUCUCAGUCCUUCUCUGAGCCCAGUUUUGGAUCUUCUGCGGGCCACUGCUUAUUAUCCGCUACCCUCCCUUCAGCAUUUCCAUCACUUCACUUACCACAACUGCAAAUUCACUUCUCUUGCUCAUUAUACAAGCAAUGACAGCCAUUUUAGUGUUUUGAAAUUUGGACAUUUUACUGACACGACACAGAGGCCUAGAACUGAAAUGGUUGCUAGCAGAUAUGAGUUGUAGACUUUUUUAAGAAUUCUCUGAAUUUCUUUUUGGCUGACAACAAACAAGAAACAGUCCACUUUUAUAACAGUAGUCAGCGGAGGUUCACGCAGUAGUAGCAUGCCUGUGCGUGUUCAUCUAGUACUUUCCAUCACUGAAAAUAAAGGGCUUAACAGGCACAAAACCUCUGUGGGGAUGAGGAGAUGACAGAAUCUCCAUAUGGAUCCCCUGUUUCCAUCUCCUGAAUGCCAUUGGCAACAGAAUCAACUAAGAUAUAUCCACACUCUUCACUGAUGCUACUAGUAUGGAUGAAUAAACAUGGAUUCAUUUCUCACCAUCAGUUUAAAUGCCCUUAAAGUCAGAUGGUUGGCAAUCCCCAAAGAACAUUCUCCAAGCAUAAUUAGUCAACUACAGUUGGCUCCUUUCGUCCAGGUGCCAUCUGUCCACCCAGGCACCCAGUCAAAGAACAUGAAACUAUUUUCUGUCUCUUUCCGUCAUUCUUCACGUCCUGCCUAUCAAUUGACUACCCUCAGCAUUCAGCAAUGAGACUGUUUGAAUGUGCAACUGCUAUUUGUACAUAGUGUGCACACUCAUGUUUGCCAAAAGGAGCUUUUGCGGUGUGGCAUCACAGCCUUGACAGCUAGAGAGCAUCACAGACAAAAAAAAAAACAGAGCUGUUUGCUUUUUAUGUAGUCUCUCUGAAGUUUAAAGUGUUCAGGGGUUGGGUUGCUAUGAAUUUUUAGGGGAAUAUAUUUUGGUGGCUUUUCAGGACUUUACAGAGAAGGCCCCUAUUACACUGUGAGACUAUAGCACCACCAAGUGGUCAAAUGAGGACCCAAACCAACAACAGUGGUCUGUAGAGAGUUCUUUCCACCUGAGUCAGGAAUUAGCAGACGCCCUGAUGAAACAGCCAUGAAAGAAGAUCAGUUUCUUCAUUACUUUUGUGCAGUUUCUUCCCUCGACACACAGUGUUUCUUUUCUUUUCUCCUCCUAUUCAGAGUGGACUUUCCCAUGAUAUGUUUGCAUAAUUGAGAAGAUAAAGCAAUGGAUCACAAAGUAAAAGGGGGAGAGCUGCCAAAGUCUUCAGCAGAAUCCACUCGCGGAACAAUCCUCUCAAUUUCACACGUCGCUGAUGAAAGAAGGAAUAAUUUCUCUGAUCGAAAGAAAACAAAAGAAGUCAUAUUCAAUGUAGCUCCAUCCAAACCCUUUCCAAAGAGUCAUCAAAGAGAGGAAACCAUCAGUUGUGAAAUGACAGAAAAGAAGCAACUUGAUAGUGUUUGGUAAUUAUGCUGAGAUUAAGUAUCACCUGUCAUGAAUGGAAUUAUACUGUAUGUUUGUUGCACUAUGUGUUCCUUUCCCUUCCUCUUUAUUUACUUCUUGAAAUCAUACUAUCUGGUGUUUCCACCUACCAAAGUGUAGCAUGAUUUUAAAAGCUUUGAAGGGGUCUCAUUUACACAUUUAUGUCAGAACAGAUAUUUCUAAUUGAAUUAUUUUGUAUGGAUGGUGCGUAUAGGCUUGUAUGCGUGUGUGUGGUGUGAAUAUGAAGGGCUGUGUGUCAUAAGGGAUGUGUGAUUAAGCCCAAUGAAUGCUAUAAAUCCAAAUCAGACAUUUUAAAAAUGAAAAACACAAAAUCUAAGAAUCUUUUAGCAUGACCUGUUUUUUGUUUCUUUUCUAACAUUUGGAUGGAAUGUGUUGGCAAAAUGGGAUAUUUUAAUGGGAGAUGUAUAUUUUAUAAUAUAAUCUACAUUUCUAGAUUAGUAGAGACUAUUGAGUACAGUAUAUGUACAAAAACAGCAUAUAUCAAAUGUGAAAUACUACAUUAUUAUUAUGAUAGAUUAUAGCAUUGUGUGAUACUACAGCUGUGUGACAUAUCCAGACUCAGUACAUGUGAAAAAUAAUUUCAAAUGAUUAUUAUCCUAAGUUUGUGAGUGCUGGGUCAAGUUCACAGGGUAUAACUGGCAAGAGUGUUAACUGCCAAGUAUGAUCCUCCGUAGGCCUACUGUAUAUCUGUCUGUGGUUCUAACAUAUACUGCUGUAUCCCCUCCCUGUAUAUCCUCUUUAGAACCAACUACAUGUGCCUAACCAGCUAUAUGUGGAGGUUUCCUUUGAACACAGUUUACAGUAUAUAUAAAUAGAAAGAUAUGUAAAUAGAGAAAUAUAAAAUCUGCAGAGACUAUUGUGAAAGAAAAUGUUUUUAUUGUACUGACAUGCCACUCUUUGUCUCCCUCACUCUCACUUGCAAUACACACAUAAGACUGGCAGAUUUUGUUGAUGUUAAUACUGCAUGUUUUAUGUCAACCUCCUUUGAAAAAUUUUGCAGAGUCUCAUUUUGGAAAGCAAAUUUUGUAGCCUUUUUUUGUGAUUGAAAAGAAAUUGACAAGAUUUUACAGUGCAGUUAUUUCAAUGAGUUACUUCUUUGUACACAGAUUAUAUCCUUGGAGGACAGUGAUACUGGCAACCUUGAAACAGCAAUCGAUGUUUUGAUUUGAAUCUCAACAGAUCAAUUUAACAACCUCCAUGUUAAACAAGCUGCCCUGGCGAUGAAAAAAAGGGCUGAGAAUCAGGCAUCAUGUUUAAUUCAUUUGCAGCAGUGUGGGUUGCAGCGCAGCUUUUUUAUCCUCUCAUCCUUCUCCUCUGUUACCCUCAAACUUGACAACAUCUCAGUGGUGUGUGACACAGCCCUCAUCUAACAAAGCACAAAGACCUGCUUUUAUACUGUUACUCCACUGUGAAGGCCUCUUGACUCCACCCUCACAAUCCUCAAACCUACACGCAGGGGGAUGGCAAGGUCGGCCUUGAGGGACACCAGGAAUCAAAGAGGCUUUGUUGGAUAUUUAUCUACCGUAGCAACUACUACUUCAAUUCUCGCUGACUUUCUCCUCUAUACUUUUGAUCACAAGUUGAGGUGUUAGCCAGCCACCUUGCCUUGAAACAGGUCCAUUGCAAACACACUUUUGGUGGUAUGAUUUCCAUACUUUUUGUUCAGUAUUUUACCCAUCCAUCUGUCCUAUAUCUUCACAGUAUAAAUACAGGAGCCUCAGCUAAAAAUACCACCUGGGUGUAUAGUACCUGGGUGUAUAGUUGUAAUAACAUGAGCCGAGCACUCACCAACACACCAGGCAGACUACUAUACGAACCCUUUCAACUCUUUGAAACCCCUUGUGGACAGCCAGACGGACAAGUCAACUCCGAGUACCUCAGUUUCUAGCAGCAGUGUCUCCAACUCUGACCCAGGCCUCUGUCCUCAGGGGAUUCUCUGACACCACACAACCGACGGACCCUGAAAAUACAGGACCAGAUCAGUCCCGCAGGAAUGUUGUCCAUAUUCUCUGAAUGAAAGGAAAAAUCCUUUGAACAGAUUCUCUUGUAGCCAUUUUCUGAGACUGGAGAGUGACAGUGAAGGAAGUGGUGGUUGAGGCAAGAGCUCAAUUGUAGCCAAUGUGUGUGUGCUGUAUACUGUGCAUCUGCAACAAAGUAGAGCAGGAGGGAUGCUGUAGCAGCAGAUUUGAGUUUUAGUUAUGCGGGCAUUUCUGAGAGGCAGUGCUGCUCUGGAGGAAAAAGCUAAGUCACUGGUUGAGCUAAACCUCAGUGGGAGAAGCCAAGGAACUAGUUUUGGCUGAGUAACUAGAGCUAUGAGCUGUGGCUGCUCCUUCUUGUGCCAUUACUCCCUGCAAUAUUUCAAACUGAUCCGCUGUCAAAAAAUGGCAAAAAUUGCCAUAUCUUGCUUUGUAGAUGCAUUUUAUCGAUGAAUAAUCACGGUCACACUGUGUUUCAGCAGUUUAAUGCUUUUAACAAACUAGCAACAAUAGGAAAUGUUGGGUUAGCAUUAGCAGUGACUUCUUAUAGCUCUGAUACAGCAUUAGGAGAGCAGUAAACAGUGAGGCUGAUAUCAAUUAGACAAAAUAACGCUGGAUUACAUACAUACAUCGUUUCCUAAAAAGGAAUUGUAAAUACAUUAAAUGGCUGUUGCUGGAAAAAAUGCCUACCAUGAACAGUGUCAAAAAUCUUAAGGAUUAUAUCUUUAAUACUUAUUUAUACUUUAACCAAACUUCCUUAAAACUUCUUUUUUGGUUCUCCUCUCAGAGGUUUUACUUCCCUCUGUCUCCAGAGCAGCUCAAACUGUUUAACUGAAACUCCAAUGUGUCUUUAGAACUGAGGUGCAAUUGUGUUUGUGUAUGUGUGUAUUUACACUGUAAUGUUGCUUUAUAGUACACACACAGGUACUCAUGUGGGUCAGAGACAACUGAGCAAUUACUGUGUAAUUAACAAAAAAAUACCCUGCCACGCUCACAUUUACAAAAAUGUAAAUACCUGUUGCCAAUGGACAUUGCUCUUCUCAAUAUUACAUAUAUUGUUAUUACAAUAUGAUUAUUAUUAGUAUGAUUAUUGUCAUUAAAAGGAUUAAUUAUUGCCACCACUCUCAUUAUUAUAAAUGGUGUUGUCAGUUAUAGCUAUGGGUAAACAUUGUUCUGUAUUCAAGGGCGAGUCUUGUGUACAAUAACAAGUAGUUUAAUCUAUGAAGACAAAUCUUAAAUCGCUGCUACUAAGGAGAUGGAGUAGAAGAAAAGCAAACUGACAAUAACUCUGGGAAGACAUUUUUCUCUGGGAUCAAUGAUGGACACUCCAAAGAGGAGUGAGAGAUCACCAAAAGAGGAAAGUAAGCGUUGAACAGAUGGACUGAAUGGAAGAUCCAAACAUAAGACCUUCUUUCUCCAUGUGCAUUUAUUCCACUCUGAACUCUUAGUUCUGCCAGAGGAGGAAAACAACAUGGACAUCAAACUGAUACAGACUCUACUCUCUCUGUAUUCUACUCUGUUAUGUAGCAAAAACUAAUUAGCCCCUCGUUCUCUACUCUCUCCUCCUCUUUCAUCUCUUGUAUUUCUCACUGAACACCAUGAUUUUUUAUCAGACGGGUUUUUCAAGCGAGCUUUUCUGUCUUUAAGCUCAGCUUUAUUCUUGAGUUCUCUUGUUUUAUACGUUUGAUUCAGUGCCAAGACAGCAUAUUGUACAUACAAACAUUAGAUGCUUUUGUUUUUUUCUCCUAUAAAACGAAUUGACCGGAGCAUAUAGCAAUAGUGAUCCCAUAAUAUAUGAACUUUGUUUCAUAACGCCACUAGUGGAUACACAAAGAUGCAUGAGAACACCACAGUGACCGGGAGAUGCAGUCUGAAUAUGUGCUGGAUGGGCAGUGGAGGGCGUUGCACCGUGAAGUGUAAAUCAUGAUUCUGUUUGUUGUGUUGUGGUUCUCAUUUUGUACAUAAAAAUGUACUUAUUGAUCUUGUAUGUUUUAUGGAUCUAGAUGUGUCAAAGGAGCACGUCUGAUAGCGCUGAAGCCCAGAGAGAUGGCACACUGUGACGUGGUUUACCCCAACACAGAAUGUAACACGUUGUCAAAACAUUUUCUAAUGGCUAAUAUUAUUACUAUUAAUAUGAUUAUUAUAAAGCUAUUUUAGCGAGUUAAAUGAGG
This is a messenger RNA of Siniperca chuatsi (mandarin fish), 13017 nucleotides long. It is a transcript of the gene dlgap3, whose product is annotated as discs, large (Drosophila) homolog-associated protein 3. Gene Ontology annotation, cellular component: postsynaptic specialization; glutamatergic synapse. The coding region runs from base 3935 to 7273 and encodes 1112 amino acids. The record is from RefSeq and is a predicted model, not a curated record. Gene Ontology annotation, biological process: signaling. Gene Ontology annotation, molecular function: molecular adaptor activity. Lineage: Eukaryota; Metazoa; Chordata; Actinopteri; Centrarchiformes; Sinipercidae. The transcript is spliced from 16 exons.